Messenger RNA from Rhizophagus irregularis DAOM 181602=DAOM 197198, 511 nucleotides. The record is from RefSeq and is a predicted model, not a curated record. NCBI's taxonomy places the organism in Eukaryota, Fungi, Glomeromycota, Glomeromycetes, Glomerales, Glomeraceae.
GACACUUAAAGGGUAGCGAAAUUCUUGUCACAUUAUUGCUACCAGAAAACUAGAUAAUAGUAAAGUAUUUUCUUAUAACAACCUUAAAAAUUCCUUUGGAAAGGAUUUUUAAGCAUAUUAUAUCCAAGCUUCAUACAACAAAAUUUCAUCAAAUAACACAAAAAUACAAAGUCUUCCAAUGUCAUCAAGAAAUUGUGGACAACGCGGAACAUCACGAUUUAUUAACGAUAUAAACCGAAAUAGCGUUUCACAAAUUCAGUUAAUAAUUAAUUCUAAUACUAUUGACCGAAUCGCCCGAAUAACUACGCCACAAAUUUCAAAUAAUCCCAUUGAAAAUGACUUUUUUAAUGGAACAAGUUUUUAUGAUAACAAUAGUUUUGAACAUCUAAUUUUACCCUCUGGAUUUCGAUGAUAACCUCUUCAUUGUUUCGUUAAUAUAAUUUUCAUAGCAUUUUCAUACCGUAACUUUUUUUAAAAAAACUUCGUACUUUUAUAAUAAAUUGCGUUUCUU